GCGAGAGUGAGAGACAGACACCAGACAGCCAGAUCGAAACCGAAAGCAGGUUAGUCAGGGCAAAAAGUAGCCACCUUGAGAACUGUGAUUCCUUCUGCAGCUGCACUUAUGAUGGCAUUCACUGCAGAAACAGCUUUGCCCACUGCGGCUCCACAAGCAGUGUUCGAGAGCACCAGAGUGCAGACCCUUUCGCACACUGAGCUUCUCAAUGGUGAGUCUCAUAACUUGUGGGAAGCUUGCAAGCAUGCUGUUGCUCUGCUUCCCGACCUCGCACCUGAGUACUUCGCCAGAGCUGAAUUCGAGAAAGGCUGGGGAGGCCCCGGCAGUAUCGGCGUCUUCCACUUCGGACCUGCGAUUCCUGGAGCUGGAUCCGUGAAACACCGUAUUGACCUAGUAGACGAUGAAUCCAAAACUUUGGCGUACACAGUCCUGGGAGGGGAUCCCAGCUACAGCUCAUUUGCAGCGGAGAUGAAGUUUUCUCCUGCCGAUGACAACACGACGGAGGUGAUCUGGACGGCCAAGUAUGAGCCAGUCGGUGAAGCCGGCCCUCCCGAGCACAUCAAGAAAAAUGUCAUCGUUACUCUGAAGACGUUCGAGAAGGCUGUGAUGGAGAACCGGGUCGUGAGGCAUACCCAAACACUGAACGCACCCGCCGACACGAUUUGGAACAUAUUAAUGCACGAGGAUGUCAUUCUUCCCAAGGUCAUCCCACACAUCAUCGCAUCCUAUGAAUUCCUGGAGGGCAACGGGGAACCCGGCAGCAUCCGCCUACUCAAACUCGGACAUGCGAUACCGAAUGGGAACCAUGUGGUGGAGCGCAUCGAUGUGAAUGAAGCUGCAACAAAAAGGUGGGGCUAUACUGUUCUGCAGGGAGACCCCAAAUACAAAUAUCUCUCGGCAGUUAUGCAAUUCCUUCCCGGAGCGGAGGAAGGCACCACCCUCGCCAAGUGGGUAGGCAUCUACGUGCCUCACAAUCAAAACAUCCCCCCCCCUGAUCUAGCCCUGAAUGUCUGGAAGGUUUUCGAAGGCGUGGCGAGAGCUUCCCCGCAAGCCGUCUACUGAUCAGCUAAAUAUACCGUUUCCAUCCAAUUCAUGAGUCGUCUUCACCAUAGUAUUAUACCAUCUACAGUGAAUGAGGUACAGGAACCUGUCGUAUAAAAGGCCAACAUGUUCGGCUCUACACAUGGAAUGAUUAUGACAGUGGGGUUGAUAACAAGCGAGUAGCUGAAAAUUAGUUGAAAGAGUCACCACAGUGAUUGGCAACAUUGCAUGUUGUGUACAAAUUCCUUAACCCUAACGAAGUCAAUUUACUUUCUUCAA
Messenger RNA from Physcomitrium patens, 1320 nucleotides. RefSeq lists its product as uncharacterized. Gene Ontology annotation, cellular component: nucleus; cytoplasm. The record is from RefSeq and is a predicted model, not a curated record. Lineage: Eukaryota; Viridiplantae; Streptophyta; Bryopsida; Funariales; Funariaceae. Gene Ontology annotation, molecular function: protein phosphatase inhibitor activity; signaling receptor activity; abscisic acid binding. Gene Ontology annotation, biological process: abscisic acid-activated signaling pathway; defense response.